Messenger RNA from Cannabis sativa, 541 nucleotides. Its product is annotated as cytochrome b-c1 complex subunit 10, mitochondrial. The record is from RefSeq and is a predicted model, not a curated record. Lineage: Eukaryota; Viridiplantae; Streptophyta; Magnoliopsida; Rosales; Cannabaceae. The transcript has 2 exons. The coding region runs from base 216 to 392 and encodes 58 amino acids.
AGGAAAAACAAAUCUAAAUAGCAGGGAGUUCGGGGAGGCAAUCCAACGAUCGAAAUUCGUUCACAAUUGGUUGUGUGGACCCCGACCCACUGGAUUCAAAAUAAUAGGGCACUUUCUUUUCUUUCUUCCUCUAUAGACGUUGACGCUUCUGUAAGAAACAAAGAUUCGGUUUCAUUGAUUUCCACUUUAAGUUUUAGGGUUUUCGAUCAGAAAAAAUGGCAGGUGAAGCGGGUUUUCUCAAAUCGUUGAAGCCAAGGAUUCGUAUUCAAUCGGAGGACAUCAAAUCCGCCGCCUUAUGGGGCUUCGCUGCUACCACCACUGCUCUUUGGGUCGUUCAGCCAUUUAAUUGGUUGAAGAAGACCUUCCUGGAGAAGCCGGAGCCCGAGAAAUAAACUGGGUUUUGAUUAUUUUUCUUGUUUAACUCUCUGGUCUUAUGUGCAUUGCUGACAAUUGCAUCCAUAAAGAAAAAGUUGAAUUGACGAGACAAUUUUGAUAAGGGAUUAUUUUGAAUAAUAUGGUGUAGUUUCAAUUUCUUGCUUCA